Trichoplax adhaerens is the source of this 861-nucleotide messenger RNA. RefSeq lists its product as hypothetical. Gene Ontology annotation, biological process: cytoplasmic translation; ribosomal small subunit assembly. NCBI's taxonomy places the organism in Eukaryota, Metazoa, Placozoa, Uniplacotomia, Trichoplacea, Trichoplacidae. Gene Ontology annotation, molecular function: structural constituent of ribosome. Bases 1 to 861 code for a protein of 286 amino acids. Gene Ontology annotation, cellular component: 90S preribosome; ribosome; cytosolic small ribosomal subunit. The record is from RefSeq and is a predicted model, not a curated record. The transcript has 7 exons.
AUGUCCGGAGGCUUAGACAUUUUACGAUUAACUGCUGACGAUGUUUCAAAGAUGUUAGCUGCUUCUGCUCAUUUGGGCACCACAAAUGUUGACUAUCAAAUGGAGCAGUAUGUAUUUAGGCGAAGAACUGAUGGUGUCCACAUUAUUGAUUUACGCCAAACUUGGGAAAAGUUAUUGAUAGCUGCUCGUAUUAUUGCAUCAAUCGAAAACCCAGCUGAUGUUUGCGUUUUAUCUGCUCGCCCCUAUGGCCAGAGGGCUGUUUUGAAAUUUGCCAAAUUCACCGGUGCCUCACCCAUUGCUGGUCGUUUUACACCUGGUACCUUUACCAAUCAAAUCCAAAAGGCUUACCGUGAGCCACGUUUACUAAUUGUCACCGAUCCUCGUGUUGAUCAUCAGCCCAUAACCGAGGCUUCCUAUGUCAACAUUCCUGUCAUCGCUUUUUGCAACACUGACUCUCGACUACGAUAUAUCGAUGUUGGUAUUCCUUGUAAUAAUAAGGGUGCUCAUGCUAUCGGAUUAAUGUGGUGGUUAUUAGCUAGAGAGGUAUUACGUUUACGCGGUACUAUCUCACGUGAUACUGAUUGGGAGCAUAUGCCUGAUCUGUUCUUUUACAGGGAUCCUGAAGAAGUUGAAAAGGAAGAACAAGCUCAAAAUAAUAAGUGGGCUGCGCCUGAACAAUCACCUGCACUAUCUGCAGCAGUACCUAGCAGUGCAGCACCUGUUGAAGAAUGGUCCUCUAGUCCUUCUAAAGAGACCACUGAAUGGGGCGCAAGCAAUACUGCCGCUGCUGCCAAAAGUAGUUGGAGCAAUGAAACCGGUGGCGAGUGGGGUGCUCAAGAAGGAGGCGAAUGGGGAUCGUAA